AGAGGCAGCGGCCGCCAAUCAGUGGAGGGCGCGCGCGGCCGCGUGCCCCUCGCGCUCCUCGCCUCCCCUCGCGCGCCGCGUACGUGCAGCAACCGACUCCGCCCAGCGAGGCGGAGCCUAGGGAAGCCGCGGGCGGCCCGCCGCGGUCCUGGAGCUGCUGCUGCUGCUGCGGCGGCUGCACCGGCGGCGCCGAGGCCGAGAUCGAGGCCGGGUUGCGCGCUUCGCAAACGUGCCCUAUCCGUGCGGCUUGGCUGCGCCAGCCCUUGCGGCCACCCGGGCGUCUAGGCGGGUCUGUGCGCCGCCCCGGCGAGGAUGCGGCUGUUCCGGUGGCUGCUGAAGCAGCCGGUGCCCAAGCAGAUCGAGCGCUACUCGCGCUUUUCGCCGUCGCCGCUCUCCAUCAAACAGUUCCUGGACUUCGGGAGAGAUAAUGCAUGUGAGAAAACUUCAUAUAUGUUUCUACGAAAGGAACUUCCUGUGCGGCUGGCUAACACAAUGAGAGAAGUUAAUCUUCUGCCGGAUAAUUUACUUAACCGCCCUUCAGUGGGAUUGGUUCAGAGUUGGUAUAUGCAGAGUUUUCUUGAACUUUUAGAAUAUGAAAAUAAGAGCCCUGAGGAUCCACAGGUCUUGGAUAACUUUCUACAAGUUCUGAUUAAAGUCAGAAAUAGACACAAUGAUGUGGUUCCUACAAUGGCACAAGGAGUGAUUGAAUACAAGGAGAAGUUUGGGUUUGAUCCUUUCAUUAGCACUAACAUCCAAUAUUUUCUGGAUCGGUUUUAUACCAACCGCAUCUCUUUCCGCAUGCUUAUUAAUCAGCACACACUUCUGUUUGGGGGUGACACUAAUCCUGUUCAUCCUAAACACAUAGGAAGUAUCGAUCCCACCUGUAACGUGGCGGAUGUGGUGAAAGAUGCAUAUGAAACAGCCAAGAUGCUGUGUGAACAGUAUUACCUGGUAGCUCCAGAGCUGGAAGUUGAAGAAUUCAAUGCCAAAGCGCCAGACAAACCUAUUCAGGUGGUUUAUGUGCCCUCACAUCUGUUUCAUAUGCUAUUUGAGUUGUUCAAGAACUCAAUGAGAGCGACAGUUGAACUCUAUGAAGACAGAAAAGAGGGCUACCCUGCUGUUAAAACCCUCGUUACUUUGGGUAAAGAAGACUUAUCCAUUAAGAUCAGUGACCUGGGUGGUGGUGUCCCACUUCGAAAAAUAGAUCGUCUUUUUAACUACAUGUAUUCGACUGCUCCUAGACCCAGCCUGGAGCCUACCAGAGCUGCCCCUUUGGCUGGAUUUGGUUAUGGUUUGCCAAUUUCCCGUCUGUAUGCUAGAUAUUUUCAAGGAGAUCUGAAACUGUAUUCCAUGGAAGGAGUGGGUACUGAUGCUGUCAUUUAUUUGAAGGCUCUUUCAAGUGAGUCAUUUGAGAGACUUCCAGUUUUUAAUAAGUCCGCAUGGCGCCAUUACAAGACCACGCCUGAAGCCGAUGAUUGGAGCAAUCCCAGCAGUGAACCCAGGGAUGCUUCAAAAUACAAAGCGAAACAAGACAAGAUCAAGACUAAUAGAACUUUCUAGAGGACUGAAUGCUGCGGUCCUCUCUGUGAAGAAAGAUUGCCUUCUGCAAGUCAACCAGAGAGAACUGCUUUCUCCCACCUGCUCUGAGCGUGGCAUCACAGUUAUUUCUAGUGCUUGAAUGUGUAUUUUCUCUCUACCACCUGGACUUUCCCAAAGAGUUUUUCCUGUAGCUACUCCAGAUCUUCCACUAAAGUAGUAACUUUUUAAUGACAUCUUGCUGUGGUGUGAUUGAUGCCUGUCACCGAAGAGCACGGAGCCUCCUUACAGCUCUUGUGCCCUCGUACUCUCCAUCUUGUUAUCACAGCGUCUGAUGUCUUCAGUCCUUCCAGGAUUCUGUGCGCCUUUCCCAUUCCAGAUACAGCAGAUCGUACUGUUGCUCCUUGUGACCAAAUACCAUGUUUGUCCCAAACCUCCACCUAGGGCCCUGGGACCCUGGAAGUGGAAGACAUCAGCUGGCCAUGCCCUGAUGAUUUAGUCCCAGAGCCCUCCGUCUCUCCCGUGCCUCCCUCCGCCACUCUGUGAUUUAGACUUUUGCCUUCUUCCAUCUGAUCGGAUUCUCAUUGUGAGAUGUGGUGACUUCCAUGUUAGAUCUUCUUCAUUGAUGCCUUGGUUUUAUUUUAAAAUUCAUUUGUAUACUUCUGUUGAUUAAAGCAUUCGAAAUGUUAUCUUAGAAUUUUUCACCCAACUGCUUGGUUUCAAAGAUCUUAAGUGAAAAACUGCCUCCUGGUCAAUACCAAAUUUGUACAGAGUGUGAAGUGGAGUUUUUAUGCUUCUGUCAAACUUCCAUCCAUCUAAUACUGUACCUGUGUCAUAUUUUAUUCCUUUGUAGUCUUCUAAGGAAUUGGAAGUUUCUGUAUGAUGCGCUUUACUAGUUGUAAAAUAGACUAGCAGAGGGAAAAGGCCUCUCUAGUUUAUUUUUGAAAAAUGCUCCAGGUCUUAAUAAUUUUCAUUUUCAUUCAUCUUAGUUUUAGAAUUGUCAGCUCAGUCUGAUUUUCACAAUCCUUUUUGCUAAAAGUUGGAAGUGGGAAUUAGCAGAUGAUUUGCGAUAAGGAAAGAGGAAUGAUGUUAUAUUUACCCUUAGGAAUAGAAGUGACCGAAGAAUCCGGAUUGAAACCAGCAUCCUAUAUACAGCUCCACAGGAUGUGCUUCUCUUCAUGGUAAUUUUCCAUAUAUAUCAUCUACUUUGAUUUCUGCCCUGUUUUAAUGUCCAUAUAAAUGUUUCAGUCCAAUUUGUAAGUGUUGAGUCCACUGAUGUAGAAGUUCUGACUUGUAAACCAUUCAUCCUGCUUUAGUCAUAUGAUAGUACCAAUGCAAUUAGCUCCUCUCCCACCACCGUGGGGGAUUUCUCCCUGAGAUGAGGUGUGCUUUGACCAGCUGCAUGUGGCUUGAUUGCAUUCCUGUUUCUCUUAGUUCCACUGGAUCUUGUUUUCUUUUAUUUCGUUAUAUUACCUGAGCUCAGGGUAGUUCCAUUCAUCUUUAGAAAGAGCUCAUCUCUUCCAUCCUUAGAAGGAUCUCAUCAGAGAACUCAUAUGUAAUCAAUCAGGUAAAAGAAAUACUGAUGUACUUCCGAGAGACUGGUGAGAGGUGGGUCAUAGGAAGCCCAUAGGUCUGAGGACCGAGUCAGUGUCUUGGGGAUGGGGCUGUUCCAUAUGAUUAUUUUUGUGUGGCGUAAAAGAUGUAAAAAAAAAAAAAAAAAAGAAAGAAAAAAAUGGUCCUUUACAUGCAAAGACCCUAGCUUCCUUUUUUUUUUUUUUUUUUUUGAGACACAGUUUCACUCUGUCCCCUAGGCUGGAGUGCAGUGGCACCAUCUCGGCUCACUGCAACCUCCGCCUCCCAGGUUCAAGCAAUUCUUGUGCCUCAGCCUCCCAAAUAGCUGGGAUUACAGGCAUGCACCACCACGCCCAGCUAGUUUUUGUAUUUUUUUGUAGAGAUGGGGUUUCACCAUGUUGGCCAGGCUGGUCUCGAACUCCUGACCUCAAGUGACCUGCCCACCUCAGCCUCCCAUAGUGCUGGGAUUACAGGUUCGAGCCACUGCGCCCAGCCGACCCUAGCUUCCUUAUAAACAUGAGAUAAUAUCUUCCUAGGCCUCAAUUUCCAACGAUACUCCUUUAUGCUUUCAAGUGUGAUACACUGUAGGAGAGAGGAGGCAGCAGUUUAGGGGGUGCUGCCUACUGCCUGGCUCUGACAGCGUUUCUCUUGUUUGAGGAAGGCCCAUCGAUCACCACAUCCUCACAAGCAGUACCAUGUAAGGGGCCGAAUAUGGAUAAUAUGGUGUAGAAAAAUCUCAUCACAUUCUUCCCUUUACAAGUGUUUUUCAAAAGUAAAGAUUGACUUCAGUGUCUUCAUGACUUAAUCGGUAGUUCUUUACUAGCACGCUUUUUGGCUUACUCACAUCCGUCUGACCCCAGUACAACCUUGCUUCUCCUGUCUUUGUUUUCUUCAUUAAGAAUUUAUCUUUAACCCUAAAGCAACUGCAAGAAGAGUUUCAGGAACAUCUGUGUUCUCCUGGCUUACUAGCCUCUUUACCCAAGUAUUCAUUUAUCCUGUUUGUCAACUGUACACGAUUCUUUUAUAAUUUAGGCAGAGAAUCUGGCUGUUUACUGGGUUUGCCUAUAAGCAAAUGGUCAGAUUUCCCCCAUAUAGGUUGUAACACAAAUAGACAUGGACCCUUUUUCAGCUAAAUUCUUUCCCAUUCCUCUGUAUUGCUCUUUCAUUUACUCUAUUUUAUUUUAAGUGGGGACUGUGUCUAUUUAAAAUAGUGCCUGACACAUAGUAGGUGCUUAAUAAACAAUGUUAAUAAGUAAUAUUAAAAUAAUAAUAUUCAUAAAUAGUAGGUGAAUCAAAGAUAGAAAACUGUCAGACAUUUUCCUUGGGUGGUAGGGCAACAUCUUUCUAAGUUCUUAAACCAUCCUUGUCUCUGAAUUAAAAAUAUGGAAGUUCAAGUCAGGAGCUGUGAAAGUGCUGAAUUUCAUUUUUAUAGGGCUAAGAGAUGCCUUUAAAAUGUAGAGAAAUGCAAGGAACUGGAGGGAUAGAUCCGCAGGAGCCAUCUCUUCCUUUUUUUGUCUCUGAAUAUCUGAUUUUGGCUCCUGAAUACAGAAUUCUUUCCAUCCAAACAGUGUGACAUAGUUUUACAGCCUUGUGUAUAGAUUCCAAAGACCUUUUGCAUACAGCAUGUCAUUUGAUCCUUACAAUGCCAUGAGCUGGACUACGCAGGUAUAUCGGUUUUUUUGUAUGAAUCCCAAAGCAAUUAAGGAGUUUGCCAAGGUGGCAUGGUAAGUCAAUGGAAGGGCCAAAGCGAGCAAUUGGGUGCUUGGAACAGUACGCUAGGUGAUUUGUAUUAUCUCUUUUGAGGAAUUUCUUCAGUAUACUAUUCCUCAAAGGGUAAGCUCUAAACCCCAAAUUAUCUGUAGAGCAAGUUAAUUCCGUUCAGGAGAGGGUUUCUUUUGUGUGUUUCCAUUUUGGCAUAGUUAGAGGAGAUAAUCAGAUGGAUUUGGCAGCUUUUACCAAAAAUGACAGGCAACUUAAAGUGGAUAGCUGUAGGUAAUUACUAGAGUUAUUUAGACUUAAUUCUGUGUCUGAAUGAAUUCAGUGCUUACUGCCAGCCCUUUCAUACAAAGACUCCACAUUUGAGAGCUGAUGUUUUUAUCUUUUUUGCAGACUGGAUUACAGCUUCGGUUGGGUUUUCUUGCAUAUUUACAAAUGUAUUCCUGUUGCUGUUACUUACGAACAAUAACUUGGCUGGCUAUCGGAUUCUUGGAUCACAGCCUUUUUCCUUGAAUUCUCUGGAGACAGGAUGUUAUUGCUACUUUAUGGUUGUCCAUAUCUGGUGGUGCUGACAGGUCUGAGUCCUGAUGGAUUUUUCUUCCCCUUUUGUAGAUGACCUGAUUGUUUGCCCUGGAUACUUGAAUUCUUUGUUUAUCCUUGAAAUUUAGUAACUUCGUUGGAGUAUAUCUCAGGAUUGACUGUUGUCUGUUGCCUUUUUCUGGAAUGCAGUGAGCAUUAGAUAUGGUCAUUUCAAGCCUCACUGCGUUUUGUAUCAGUUUAGUCUGUUCUCUUCUUGAAAACUUCAUUUUUAUAUUGGCUCUCUGUCAUCUGUCCUUCACAGUUAUCUUUCCUUAGAUGGCACUCAUCUCAUCUUUCUUCAUUCACACUGUAUGAUUUUUUUCUCAAGUCUUAUCCUCCAUUUCACUGACUGACUCAGUUUUCUGUACUGUUGAUUCUAGGGCUUGUUCCUUGUAAUGUGGCUUCCACCUCUGUUACAGUUUUAUUUGUUUUAUUUUAUUUUAUUUUUUCCGAGAUAGUGUCUCACUCUGUCACCCAGGCUGGAGUGCAGUGGUGUGAUCUCUGCUCACUGCAACCUCCGCCUCCCGGGUUCAAGCAAUUCUUCUGCCUCAGCCUCCUAAGUAGCUGGGACUACAGGCUUAUGCCACCAUGCCUGGCUAAUUUUUGUAUUUUAGUAGAGACAGGGUUUCACACUGUUGCCCAGGCUGGUCUCAAACUCCCGACCUCAAGUGAUCCACCAGUCUCAGCCUCCCAAAGUUCUUGGAUUAUAGGUGUGAGCCACCGCGCCCAGCCUAGUUUCAUUUUUUAUCUCUUUCUUUCCUUAGCUCAUUAUGUUGUCCUCUUUGAUUUCUUAUUUCUUCCAGGGCUGAACAAUUUUGUCUACAGUUUUAGUGGUUUAUGAGCUCAUUCUUUUUCUAGAGUGUAUUUAUCUAUCCUUUGCAUCUUUCAUUCCUUUUCUUGUAUUGUUUUGCUUUUAUCUUGAUGCACAAGUAUCAUGAUGACCCCUUCUGCUUAUUAUUUAUCUUUGCAUGGUACCAGUUUUACCUGUCCAAGAAGAGUGUGGGUAAAUCCUCCUUGACUCCUCCUCUUUUGAGCGAGACAUGUUUGAAGGAUAACCUUAGCACUUGAACCCUAAGGCUAGCUCUUGAUGGGUUGUAGUGGUGGAGGGUGUUUUUGGUUUUCAUUCUGUUUGGAUUUGGGGGAAUAAGGAGUGACACGAAGCCUCCUUGGAACAUGUUGUCUGUGAGUGCCUUCCAUAGACACUGUUGAAUCCUCUGCCCUGGGGGUGGCCAGGUCCCAUUGGGAGACAGAUCCUCUUUGCAUUUCCCCAUUCCCACUAGUCGUCAUCCUAGCAGGAACAUGGUGGGUUUAUACUUCUGCCCUCCUGGAUUCCAUGUAGCACACAUUUGUGAGAUCGGCUCCAGAGUUGGUUUCUCUCCUCUGGUCCUGCUUCUCGCCGCUCUUCCUCUUUUGGAUACCGGAGGGGAUGAACACACAUGGUUCAUCUGAGAUCUCAACCUCCUGUCCUCGUUUUUCUGGAAACAUGCACGCGCAGAGUGUGCCCAGCUUCUCCCGACUGUUGCCAGUCCUGUUUUGCCAAGUUAACAAAUGAUCAGUAGAGUCUUGGGAAUCUUCUCAUUAACUGCCCAGCAAUUGUGGCUGCUGGAGACUCGGAGAAAUGCCUGGCAAAUGCAAGAACUCUUCUUCGAUUCAUCCCCAACUUGGUUGUAUCUGUCAGACAUUGCCCUGGAGUCCAUGGUAUGGAGUUGUGGCUUUUACUAGUUUCAUUAUAGACAGCUUGUUGUUCAACUUUUGGAUGUGUGGGUCAGAGGGCAGGAGCACUUAUAUAAACAUGCAUUUAUUCUGCCAUCUUUUCAGCAGUCUAGAUGCUUAAACAUUGACUUUGAAGCUAAUGUCCUUCAUCAUCUACAUUUGAGCAAACAGAAGGAAGCAAUAUUGCCAGCAAGAAAGGACGAUUAACAACUUAAUACAGGAUUUUUGUUUACUGUUCUGUGUGGAAAGAUAACUUUUAAGUCAAGUUCCUGUCUCAUUGAUUAGAGAUAUCAGUACCUUCUGGUUUGAAAAUAGAGGACAUAUGACAUUUUAAUGAACUUAAGUUAUCAGCCAUUGACAAUUAUUAGUUAGCUGAUUAAAUAUGAUAGAAUACUCCAAACUAGCACAUCACCAGAGUUACCAAGAGACGCCUAAGCUCUUUAUGAACGGGUUGUUGGUGGAGCUGUGCCACUGAGGGGGUUAACAUCUCUGACACCUUAACUGUGCCACAGGUUUUCUUACCUGUCUUUUCAAUCAACCCAUUUUAAAAUUUAGUUCAUCAAGAAAGAGAAAGGUGUUAGGUCUUCAUCAGGAUUCCUUUUGGUUUCUCAUGAAUACGUAUUCACAUGGUUUGGAGACCUGGAGCCCACCACCAAAGCACACUGAGUUAAUGUUUUGAAAGUGCAUUUGUAGGUAAAUCCUGGGGCUGGGGUUUUAUUUGGCCUGUUUGUAGAAUUGAAGCCUCCUUGCCUCAGUGGUCAGCACAUCCCACCAGACAUCCGGCAGCAAGCUUUCGUCACCUUUAGAGCUCUAGCAUAAUGAUCAAGGAGCACUAGUGACAGCCUUGCUGUAUGCACCAAGCUCCACCCUGGGCAGUGCCUUUCCCUAAUGUCUGUCCUGGUGUGAAAUGGAGACUUGAAGACCGGUACCCACAUGUAAGAGAGGUUAAUGAAGGGAGGGUGGCAGAGAGAGGAGUCAUGUGAAGGAAAGCUACCUUUAGUCCUCCAUCGCAAUACUGUCCAGUGUCUCCAGUGUGCUAGAAACUGUGCUGAAUGCUGGGCACAUGGCAGGGGUCAAAGCAUAUAGAAAUCCCUGCCUCAUGAACCCACUUUCUAUUAGGGGAGACAGACUAGAAACACAAAAAGGACAUUGAAUAGUACGAUUGAGAGAUGAGUGCUAUGGAGAAAAAUGCAGCCAGAAAGGGAGAUGCAGAAGAUAGCACCAGAUCUUCUCAAUGUUGUUUUCAUCAUGGACAGGUGCGUUCCUUAGAAGAUGAAGUGUUAGUGAUUCCUGAGUUUUUCUCACCUUCACAUCGAUUGAUCUGAAUUUGGAGAGUCUGUUUUCUGUGUCUGGCUCUGCACUCAACUCUGCAGGGGACCCUGUCGAGGUCCCCACACUGUGGCUUCAGGUAGACAGAGCAGACGGGAGCCCAUUUCAGUUCAUUGUCUUGCUGACCAACGGGGAACUGUGGUCAGGUGAGAGGAGGCAGCUUUUACAAUCAGACUUCAUUGAAUAGUGUGGGCUGCUGUUUCCUUGUAACAAAAUCCCAUAAUGAUGGCAGUUUCCGGAUGUGUCUUUUUAGGACUUCAGAACUUAUUAUUUGAAUAGAAGUUUAAAGCAUCUGGAUGAUGCUGCUGUAGCUAAAACAGCUGCUUGUCAGAAGAGACCCUAUUUAACACUUCUAAACUUUUUUCAGAGGUGGAGGAAAGGAUAAUCUGGGAAGGCCUCCCUCUCAAGUCCACAGGUUGGUAUCAGCUGUGUUCAUCCCCCAAAAGGAAAAUAAAAUGACAACAAUAUUUUGGUCACAGAAUUCCUGAGAAACCUCUGUUUCUACCUUUAUGUCUUUAAGAUAGGGGCAUGAAUUCCCCAUGAUCUGGGUGAUAGGGUUAGGGUGGCCAGGACACUGUUACUUUGUGUGUGACACAGGUGGCUCCUCAUGACAGUUCCUCCAUGCCUUAGAACAUAUUGUCUGUCUGGUCAUCCCUGGGGGCAGAGCUGAGUGACCCAGCAGUGGGAGAUUUAAUGACUGGAGAAGAAGAUGGGAUGUGUUUAAUUAUCCCCAGAGGUAGGGCCAAUUUGUCACCCUUUAAAUAGACUUAUUUGCAUAUAAACUAAAGCACCUUAGGGCAUCAUUACCGAAAGUGUCUAAGCAAAUGUCUGAUACAGUUACGUGCCUGCAUUAAAAGAAAGCAGCCCCCUUAUCUUGCCUUAAUAUCCUUACAGUGUUUUAAUAAGUUCAUAAUGCAUCCUGUAUGUGCAUUUUUUGGCAUAAAACACCGAAAGAUGGAGAAUUGACUUCAGUUCUCUCCAUCCUUUCCCCUUAAGUGUUGGUGGCGCUGCAGGGGCAACGUGCCUCCCAUUGGAAGUGGUGACUUCCUCUUUGAUAGAGGUUUGCCUGUCUCUUGAAAAUGAAAAGAAGCAGAGAUUGAUCUCUGGAGUCCCAUGGUCCAGUUUGGACUAUUGGGAAUAUUUUUUAUGGGAUGUUAAAAACAAUAUUAGAGAUAUGAGAUAGUAAAUUUGUGGUAAUACCGGAUCCAGGAAGCUUACAGUGAAGAGUAUGAACUUAACCUGAAAAGUAUUUCUCUGUUCUAUAAAUCUCUCAGUGACAUUUGGAUUAAUCAAGCAUAAUUAAAUGUAGUUAGAUUUUUGUCAGAUUGUAGUUCAAAAUAAUAUUCAUCUAUGGAGAGGGUAAUAUAUUAUGUAGAAAUUUUAUUAAGCACUUUAGUUAAGCAAACACUAAGGAGAACAAAAUCAACCUCAGGAAGGUUAAUUACUAAAAAAAUCACAAAGUAUAUAGAUUAUGUAAAUCAUUUUAAUUUUGAAUACCAUGGCUUGAGCUUUAAUUUACAUAGAGAGGUAUUUUGGAUUUGUUUUUCACAUUAUAUUUUCUAGUACAGGAUUGCAAUUGCAUUCUUGAAAAGUUCUACUCAUUUUAGGAUUCCAUUAAGUUUGCUUAACUUUUUUCAUGUUAUAAUUUCCAAAAGCAAAGAAUUACAAUUGUAUUCUAGCUAAUUAUUUUAAUGUUUCACUAACUUUGUGUAUAUUGUAAGACCAUAUUUUUAUUUCUAUACAAAUGAUGAUUUUAAGAGAAGUAUCAGGAGAGAGAAUGUAUAUGAAAGCAUCGCGUCCACGCCUGGCUUUGCAAUAAGUGUUCAUUUAAAAGAAAGACAUUUACAAAGGUAAAACAUAAGAGUUUAGACUAUAGCGAUAAAUCUUUUUAUUUUAGUAAUUUCUUUAAAGGGAAAAGUAAAGAGAUCAAAAUGAUUUUAUAUGUUUUUUUUUUUGUACUCAGAGAAUUACAUUUUCACUACCCCCACCUGUCUCAGGGAAUAGCCUUUGAUAAGAAUCCCAUGGAAAUCUCUGGAACUCUAUUACAGUGUGUUCAGAUUUGUUAGUUCAUAUGUAAAUUUCAGAGCUAGAGCUUCAAAACUAGAGUAUUGUAAUCUCAGGAACAUAAGAUUAUCCAAGAAGCCUGAACCUUGCUCUUUUCAUGAUAAAUGACAUCCAAAUUUCCUUUGUCUAGGAGAUAAGCAUAGAUCCCUUUUAUCAUGCUUCUCUGAGAUUUUCGCAGAAAAACCCUGCAAUUUGAUUUUGUUUGAUAAUUUUGCUUUUUGGCUUUUCAGUGAGGACUCUAUUUUCCAUUGGAACUGACUCCUUUGGGGAUAAUAAGCUUUCACUUAAAAGAACAUUCUAUUAGAUAGUUCUAACUUCAGUGAACCUAAAAGUGGCUUCUUAAUUUGAAUAAUCUGGAUAACUUUUGCAAAUGGGUCAAAACAGCACAAGUAUCAACAAUCACAUAUGUACUGAGUAAUAUUUGCCCUCCAGUUAGCAAAGUCAAGAAAUGUCUAACUCUGGCACACAGCACUGGUUUUAACUACUCUUUAGUUCAUCUUUGCCUUCCAAAUUGGAUGAAAAUGGCAAGCUUAGAAUGGAAUGCAUAUUAAUAACAGAACCACUUAAUGUUUUAAAAUAUUCAUACCUUGAGAUUCUUUUUGAGAGAAAAAAGAAAUCUUAACAUCCAAUUCUAGUUGUUUUGGCUUUUCACAUAUGCUAGACAUGAAAAAGGCAGUUACAAAAGUGAAAUCCGAUUGGAAGUCAGUGGUGUCCGCCAUUGAGCCGUGCUAAAUGUUGUGUCACAAAAGGAGUUUGUGAAAAGAGGAUGAGUAGAAAAUGUUAUACUGUUGUUUCUAUCGUGGCACCGCUUUCUUAUAAAUUCCAUUUGCUUUUUGUCAUCUGAACUGUUACAACCAUGGGAAACCUCAGUCCAUAUUUUUAAAAGCACUAUAUACUUACAGGAAAAACCGACUUAUGCCUUCAUUGAAAAAAUGUUGAAGUUAAUAUCCCAAAUGUUUAAUGAUCAUGUUUUAGAAUAUUUACAGCUAAAGUCUGUCACUUUAGGGAUUUGACAAAACUUGAGACUGCCUGCCACUGAAGAGGGACCAGGCAGAAUCUUCUCAGCCUUGUAACCAGCGUUAAAAAAAUAUAAGGGGCUUGAUGAGAUCCUAGAUCUGCUCCUUUUCUCCUAGGUGCCUGGGUAACUCCUGGGGAAAGCAUCAUAUUAAGUCCUUUGGUAUCAUGCUUUUCAAGCAAGGUGUGUGAUUUUGACCAAUGAAUUGAGCUGAUAUGUGAUUUUGACCAAUGAAUUGUGCAUCUAUUUAAAAAUUACCAAGUGUAUCUUGACUCUUGAGUGGACAGUCAAGGCAAAGUUUACUUAGGAAAUGUGAAGUAUGGAGUGUUUUAAAAAAUUCAAAUUGAGUUUAUUCACUGUUGGAGGAAUUGAAUUCUAUUGCCUCCCUCAUUUCCAUUAUGUUCAUUGUUACAAUUGUGAUGCUCUGUUCUCAUUGUGAUGCUUAGUUCUCGUGUAGAACUGAGUGCUACACUCUGAUUAGAAACUGGAGUUGUGCUUGAGUCAGUCCUGGAAAACAGGACCCAUUUUUAAGAAGAACGGAACAUACCACUUUGGCAUUCUGGCUGACCCUAAUUUCUGCAGAGUUCCUUGGUGUUAAAAUCAUUUGAGGUCAUAAUUGCUGCUUAUGGUUUAUAUACACACCAUCUGCUGCUCUAAGUUCACAUCCUCUCAAAAGUAUGCAAGUGCUUGAAAUUUAAAUAUUUCCCAGAUCUAAAACAACUUGUGACUACCUAAGAAAUGCUUGAACCAAAUAAGAAACAGCACUGUGGAAUAAAAUAUACCAUUGUGAACAUAUCUGAUGCUGCAAUGAAAUGUAAAGUUCCUUACUUUGCUGAUUUUUCAUCAUAACUCCUUGACUCAUAAAAGCGGUGUCUAAACUGGGAACAGCUACUAAUAGGGUAAAAGUAUUAUACAUGAAAUAAAAGUUCAUUACAAUAUUUGUACUCAUAAGUCAAAAUCUGACCUGGUUCGCUUUGUGCCUCUGUCAGCCUACUUACAGUGAUAAAUGUACACACAAGUCCAGUGUUCCCAAGGAGCUUUGUUUAUAGAAAGUAGCUUGGUCCCCUCAGUUCUAUGCUGUUGUGUGGCCUGGUUGGUACAUGCCGUCAUGAUGAAGGAUGACUUUGGUUUGAGAUAAUUUGUCACUCCACAUUCCAUGGAGAAAAGUGUUUCAUUUUGAUGUUGGAAAAACAUGACCAGAGAAGUGUGUGACUCAGAUAACGUUCCCCGGAAGUUGCAGAGCAAUCUGUGGUGUCUGUCAUAGCCCAACUAGUCCUGGAGCACAUGGACAAUUCUGUACCCCAAUAAUCAGAACAAUAAAAUGGUAGUUGUGAUUCA
Gorilla gorilla gorilla (western lowland gorilla) is the source of this 12862-nucleotide messenger RNA. It is a transcript of the gene PDK3, whose product is annotated as pyruvate dehydrogenase kinase 3. Gene Ontology annotation, cellular component: mitochondrion. Gene Ontology annotation, biological process: protein phosphorylation; regulation of glucose metabolic process. The record is from RefSeq and is a predicted model, not a curated record. Gene Ontology annotation, molecular function: pyruvate dehydrogenase (acetyl-transferring) kinase activity. The transcript has 12 exons. The coding region runs from base 313 to 1560 and encodes 415 amino acids. Lineage: Eukaryota; Metazoa; Chordata; Mammalia; Primates; Hominidae.